Penicillium riverlandense is the source of this 330-nucleotide messenger RNA. RefSeq lists its product as uncharacterized. The record is from RefSeq and is a predicted model, not a curated record. Bases 1 to 330 code for a protein of 109 amino acids. Lineage: Eukaryota; Fungi; Ascomycota; Eurotiomycetes; Eurotiales; Aspergillaceae. The transcript has a single exon.
AUGGCAGGUCCGCCCGAGAAAUACCUCGCCUGGAUGGAGGGAUCGACCAUCAGCUUCUCCGCAUGGCCAGAAGCCCGAUGGGUCCUAGACAAGUUCCUGGGAGGAGAUGCCGAGAUUCGCCCUGAGCAUGAAAUCCGGGAUUAUGGGCCUUGCUAUGCCACGGCCAAGUUUUCAGUUCACCACGCGGACGAGGGCACGGAGGGUUUCAUACGUGUCUACCGUCAGAUCCCGUGGAAGGGCACCCAUUUCCACCCCGCCGCCCAAAAGAGCCAGCAGGCCGUCAAGCUUCCAGACUUCGGAGAGCUAAAGGCGAUGGAAGCUUUGAAAUAA